CCCAUAAGAAGCAGAAAACAAACCGGAAAGAUAGAGAGUCAGAAAACUCGAAAAGUUGGUUUUAGAAAGAAAACUGAGAGAGAGAGAGAGAGAGAGAGAAAUGGAGGAUUCUUCUUCGAGGAACUGCAAGCGAUCAGACGACGGUGGAUUUGACGAAGGUGCCUGGGAUUCCGCGAGGAGCUUCUCCAAGAAGUUGAAGAAGAGCGACGAGGAUGAUAGGCUGGAAUUCGUGGAAUUGAAAUCGAGCUCCCCUCUCUCCCGGAAUUCGGACGAGAUCCCCCGACUUCGCUGCUCAUCAGCGGAGGGGAAGGCGGCUGCACCGACGACGUCGGCGUCGAAUUCGUCGUCGGCAGCUGGCGGCCGUCUCAUGUUCGACGGCGAUUUCUGCUCCGCUGCGGCCGACUCCCGCGCUUCGACCGGCGGCUGCUGCUCCAGCAAUGUAGAGUCGAGCGAGCACGAUGUGAAGGAGAGCGAAUUCGGAGCGGCAGAUCUAGAGGCUAAGAGCUACGAAACGGAAAGCUCCUCGACCUGCAUCGACAACAAAUUCAGCAGAGAAGCCUCUCCUUCCAGUCGGUUCAGCGCAGACAGCUCAGUAGAAACAGACAUGGCCGACUCCUCCGCGAAAUCGGAAACAACAACGACGGAGAAGCCGAAGACAAUUCCCACCGCCACCAAGCGCGCGCCUCCUUCCUCAACGGCGCCGGCGGGGAAGGCAAAGGAGUCUCCGAGUCAGGAAGAGAUCGACGAGUUCUUCACGGCGGCGGAGAACGAGCAGCAGAAACGAUUUACAGAGAAGUACAACUUUGACGUCGUGAAGGAUGCGCCAUUGGAGGGCCGGUACCAGUGGUUUCGUUUGAAGCCAUGAUGAGGAGGAAAAACAGAGCAAAUACCUGACCAAGUAAAAAAAAAAAUAUAUUCAGGAAAGAAAAGUGAUAGAGAGAGAGAGAUGGAGGUAGCUGUAGCUAGCUCGAGGUAACUUUCUUUCUUUGCAUCAGCAGGAAUAUAGCAUUUUUAGCUUUUUUUACUGUUAUCUUGUUUGAGUAAUUAGAAGUUAACCGUAGGGGGGGAGGUUCCAAUUAGCAAAUUUCAGUAGUGUCUUUGUGUUCUUCGAAUUUGUACAGAUUAUCCAUUUCAGUUGUUCUCGUCAAAGCUAAUCUAAUCUUAGCCGGCUUAUAAUUUUGACUGUCUGGAAUCUGUUGGCUGUAUCUGGUUUAUCUUUAUGUGCUUGGGAAGAGAAGAGGGGGGGAGAGGAUUUUGACUACUAUACAUGGCAGAGACUCUGCUUUAGCUUGCAGAAUUGCACUUGCAGGCAGGCAGGCAGGCAGGCAUUGAUUGGUUUUUGUUCCUGUGUGUGAAAAGUGUCGUUUGUUUGAGAGCCUUUUUUAGUCUUUUUUUUAGCGCACUGGUUUUUUUGUGGCCACUUUCUUUCCCUUUGGUUGUUUAUGUAGUAGAAGCUUUUGCUCUCCUCCUCUGCUUCAGUCUUCCGGCCAAAGUAUUAUUGUUUUUCUUUUCUCCCACCACCACCACUAUGACUAUUUCUUUGUUCGCUUUACCUUCUCUUUUGCUCGUUUGUCAGCUCCAGUUUGGAAUAUUCUCCCCCAAUAUAUCACGUUAUCAUUGUUUUGGGCUGAGCAUCAUUAAAAUGACGAUGGAGGGUGGGUUUGCUCUGUCUGCUAGCAGUAUAGCAUUAGUAGUAGUAGUGUGUAUUGUAUUUGAUUGUGUUGUGGGGCCCACUUGACCAGUGCCCUACUGCCCUUAUUAUUUAAUUACCUGUGUUAUUAAGUAUUUCAUACGAUUGAGGUCAUGCAGGAAGCGUUAUACAACGAUGUAUCCAUCGAUGUGUACACAAUGUAUUACCGGUUCUACAAAAUUGAUGCAAAGCGCUAAAAUGAUUACUGUGAUUACUCUGAACGACUUUUUGUGGAGAGAAAUAGAUCAGGUCUGCACACACAUGGUUGUGUCUUUGUGGAAUUGUCUCUUUGCCCUUUUCUGCCUAUUGGAAUUCAAGGUCCGGCCAUCCCCAAAACGGUAUAAUGUUAGAUUAAGUACCUGUGUUAAUUAAGUAUUUCAUACGACUGAGGUUAUGCAGGAUGUGUUAUGCAAUGAUGUCCAUUGAUUUUGUACACAACGUAUCAUCUUCCACGGAAUUGAUGCAAAAGCGUGAAAAUGAUUACUCCGAAGGACGACGUUUGUGGAGAGAAUUAGAUCAGGCCUGCACACACAUGGUUGUGUCUCCGUG
Linum tenue is the source of this 2239-nucleotide messenger RNA. Lineage: Eukaryota; Viridiplantae; Streptophyta; Magnoliopsida; Malpighiales; Linaceae. The record is from the annotation of a GenBank genome assembly.